AUGUUCGUGUUACGUUGUGUUAAAAAAAAAUUAUCUACGCCAAAUCUGAAAAAACUAUGCAGAAGAAAUUUGGUGAAUAACAUCUCCAGCGAAUAUGUGGUUAAUUCGGGUCAGUCUGAUCUUAUUGUGCCAAACGUUACUCUUCCAGAAUUUUUGACGCAGUAUCAAAACAAAUUCGAAAAUUUUAUCGCAAUAGUCUUAAUAUACAGGAUACAAAUCAGUAUUAAUUCUUUUUUUUUGUUUUCGUUAAGACCUUAUUAUAAGUACAAUUUUAAGCACAUAAUUUUUCAGGAAUGUGCCGAAACGAAGAAAAAGUACACCUUUGGACAGCUGAGGGACAAGAGUACAACAUUAGGAAAAUCGCUCCGAAAGCGUUUGAAAUUAAAAGAUGGUGACGUGGUUGCCAUAAUACUUCGUAACAUUCCUGAAUUCCCCAUUAUCAACUUGGGUAUAAUGAAAGCCAAUCUCAUUGUUUCUCCUGUGAGUUCUGCAUUCACAUCAGAAGAAAUAUCACGUCAGAUCCAAGAUUCUGGAGCAAAAGCAAUAAUUACCGAAGUUGUAAUACACCCAAAUAUCCGGAAAGCUCUUAGAAUUGCUAGAAGAAAAAUACCAGUCUUGGUAGUCAAAACUGAGAGAGAUCAAAGCAUUCCCGAAAGUACAAUCAAUAUUGAAGAAUUUAUUGAUGGCAAAGUUGAUUAUCCAGAAAUAAUUCUUGGUCAACCUGACGAUGUUGUUCUAAUGCCAUACUCAAGUGGCACAACUGGUCUACCAAAAGGUGUCGAGCUCACUCACAAGAAUAUCAUUUCGUCCGCAUUACAAACCUGCUUUUGUGACAAUGAUUUCCAAAAGGAGGCCUCAGGAACUCAUCAGGAGAUACUCCCAACCAUCCUACCUUAUUAUCACAUAUUUGGGCAAGCAAUUAUUUACGGUUCAAGUCUAGUAGGAGGUAAAAUGAUAGCAAUGCGCAACUUCAGUCCAGAAUUGUUCAUCACUACCCUAAAAGAUAAUAAGAGCACAAUAUUAUAUAUAGUCCCACCAUUAGUGCUGAUGCUAACAUACCAUGAAGCGGUCAAGAAAGAAUACCUAGAAUGUGUCAGUGCUAUUUUGAGUGGUGGAGCGCCAUUUUCAGCAUCUGACGAAAGAGCUUUUAUAGAUAAAUUUGGAAAUAAAAUACAUUUCUUGCAAGGAUAUGGCAUGACAGAAUCAGCUUGUUCAGCUUCCUAUCUCUACCCUAGCAUCAUGGAGAAAAUGGAAUCAUACAGAGGUUCGAUCGGAAGACCUCUACCUAACACACUUAUGAAGGUCGUCAAUCCGGAAGAUCCCAACCUAACAGCAUUAGGACCAAAUACAAUAGGAGAACUAUUAAUCAAAGGACCACAAGUGAUGAAAUCAUAUCAUAACUUACCGGAAGAGACCAAAAAUACUAUAACUGAAAAUAACUGGUUGAGAUCGGGAGAUCUGGGAUAUUAUAACGAAGAUGGAUUCUUCUUUAUCGCAGACCGUUUAAAAGAACUGAUAAAAGUUAAAGGGAACCAAGUAGCACCAGCAGAACUGGAGGCUGUCAUACGUUCUUAUCCUGGGAUAGCAGAUGCUGCAGUGAUAGGAAUUCCACAUAGGACUUCUGGUGAAGUUCCCAGAGCUUACGUUGUUGCAGGAGAAGAAUUGAAUGUGGAAAAGCUUAAUGAAUUUGUAAACGAAAAAGUAGCGAGAUAUAAGCAGCUGAAGGGUGGUAUAGCAGUGGUUGAUUCUAUACCUAAGAAUGCAUCUGGAAAAAUCUUAAGGAAGGAAAUAAAAGAAGCUUAUCUCAAAGAAAUCGCAAAAUGACAAGACAGUAUAUGGAGCUAAAAUGAUACAAAAUAAUUUCAUCAAAAACUUAACUCCUACAAAAACACAUCAAAAAUACACCAGAGCAUUAAAACAUGUUUUUCAAAGAGAAUAUUUGAAGAGGAACGUUGUGAAUUGUGAAUAGUAACGUAUAUUGCAAUAUAAUUGUAAUAUAUUGUAAUAGCUAGAGUUUAGAUCUUACAUGAGUUGAAUAUCCUUGUAUAAUCAACACUGUUAUUGCCUUCAAAAUUGUUUUCGAAUAGUCCUUUCCAGGAUUGUCUAUACUUCUUAGAUUUUGAUUCAUUUAUUCAUCAUAUCCAUUGAAAAAUCUGGAUAUAAAUAAUAAAUCUUAGGCAAAAAAAUCAAUAUUACUUCAAAUUUUCAGUUUAAAUUUUGAAAUGAGCAGAAUCCAAAAAUAAAAACAUCAUUCUGUCCCGUUAAAGCUUAUCUCGGAAAGAAUAGGAACUUAAAUUCUAUAGAAAAAUCGAGAAAGAGUUUCUACACUCACCAUGUAACAAUAAUGGAUUUUGCUGGUUUGGCUGAAAUUUUUUGAUGAUUGAUGGUG
This is a messenger RNA of Harmonia axyridis, 2389 nucleotides long. RefSeq names its product 4-coumarate--CoA ligase 3-like. NCBI's taxonomy places the organism in Eukaryota, Metazoa, Arthropoda, Insecta, Coleoptera, Coccinellidae. Gene Ontology annotation, biological process: fatty-acyl-CoA biosynthetic process; long-chain fatty acid metabolic process. The coding region runs from base 1 to 1824 and encodes 607 amino acids. Gene Ontology annotation, cellular component: mitochondrion. The record is from RefSeq and is a predicted model, not a curated record. Gene Ontology annotation, molecular function: long-chain fatty acid-CoA ligase activity. The transcript is spliced from 7 exons.